Molecule: messenger RNA, 5725 nt
Organism: Schistocerca nitens (vagrant locust)
Lineage: Eukaryota; Metazoa; Arthropoda; Insecta; Orthoptera; Acrididae
Product: F-box/LRR-repeat protein 7-like
Exons: 3
Coding region: 243-1817 (524 amino acids)
Molecular function (GO): protein binding
Source: RefSeq, a predicted model, not a curated record
UGGAAGCUGGGGCUGGGCCGUAGGCAGAUUGGUUUACGUUCGCCAGCGAGCUGGGGUUUCCAUGGGAAAUUCUUCAUGGGAGAGACGUUUACAAUGAAACUGUGCGGCGCUUAGCUGCACGCUCAGCUAUUUAAGCUGAUAUGCAUAAUGUAUUUUAAAGCUUGACGCCAUCAGAAGAACGCCGAUACCCGGAGCUUCGAUCUGCCAAAUCCACAAUCCGGGUUGUUGUGCAGGUGUUAGAAAUGUUCUCAACUCAGAAAACAGUGCAUCAUUUACCGAAUGAAAUACUGGAGAAAAUAUUUUCCCACUUGUCAGUUUAUGAGCUGGCUCGAGCUGCAAAUGUAUGCAGCCGCUGGGCAGAAUUGCUGCAGGACACAAGACUGUGGAAAGGGAAGAGAUACGAUGUUGAGGAAAUUGAGAAAAAGGAUGACAUUUUAUUAGUUGCAGGGGUCUGGCCUGCAUUAAUUUAUCUUAAUCUUGUUAAAGGAGAUCGUUUCAGGAUGUCAUUGAAUGUGGCUGGGGCAUCUGUUGAGCUUCCAAACUUGACAGACAAGACAAUACAUUCCAUAGUUGGUACCCUUAUGACAAAAACUUUGUCAGUUGAUGUUCGCCUUCUUGAUGAAGGGCUAGAGAAUUGUCUUGCAAUUCAGACUCAGAAUUUACUUAGGCUUUCAGUGACAAUACCUCCUGGUCCAUUGAACCGAGACAUGAUCAGGCGUACAGAGUCCAGCUUGAAAGCAUUGGCUCACACAUUUUCCAUAGGCGCUGUUCCAUCUCUUCGCUCUUUGCGAAUUAGUAGUGAGAGUGCAGCAGAUGCUAAGUAUGACAGCUGUGCUGGUAGUGAGGUUAUUCUGUCAUUGAGAUCAUGUCCAGAACUGAAGCAGCUAAGAAUCUCUGGAUGUACUUGUGUGUCUUGGAAAAUGGUUGGUCGCAGAGACGAGUUACGUGUUUUGUCUGUUGUUCAUUCAAAAAUGAAGGAAUUCUUAAUCCAUGAAGAAUGUCAAAAUUUGAGAGAUAUCACACUUGAGCAUUGCCCCUUCUUGAAAAAAAUACAGUUCUGGGCUAAGCACCAUAGUUUGAAUUUGCAGUCGCUGCGCAUCUGCAACACCAGCGUAAAUUCAGAGGUGCUGGAGUAUGUGUGUAAAGCUGCACCUGGGCUUGAUGUACUUGUUAUUCAGUCUUGCCCUAAAAUAACAUUUACAUCAUUUGUUCGCCAUUGCUUCAAUCUGCAACAUUUUGAACUGAACAAAUGGGCACCUGAUGAGAAGUAUUUCUAUUUUGAUCUUGCUCUGCUGCCCUCAGGUCUGCGACAUCUGUCGAUGAUGAAUACAACAGUGCGUGAGGAACAUAUGGAUCAUAUUUUGAAGCGACUGCCAAUGCUGGAAACACUCAAUCUGGGUGGUUGUGUGUGUAUAUCAUCUGUAUCUUUUCUUGAGCACUGCCCAGAGUUAGUUGACUUGAAUCUGUCUGGCUUGUGCCAAGUCCCAGCUACAUCAUUUUCUGUUCUGGCAGAGUUGAGGAAACUGAGAAACCUCAAUCUUCGAAACUGUUCUCUGAGCAGUAAUCUCUUGUGUGGCAUACUACAGAAAAUGCCAAACCUAAAGAAACUAGAUCUAUCUUGCAUACAAACAAUUGGUGACUUGUUUUUUGUCACAAAAUGCCACAGCUUGCGCUGUUUGAACAUGUCUCAUUGCCCUCGUCUCUCACCAGACAUCACAGAGUUGCGGCAACUGACUGAUGUAAGGACGUUGCGCAUCUAUGGAGUGCCAGGUCGCCCAUUCAUAACAGACCUUGAGAGAGACAUCCACAACAACUAAUCCAGUAAUCUGGGUUUGUGAUGAAUUCUACAUGUGAAGAAAUCAGUUAACAGAUGUGUGUCUCAUUCUGUGUGUGUGUGUGUGUGUGUGUGUGUGUGUGUGUGUGUGUGUGUGUGUGUGUGUGUGUGUGUGUGUUAGCGAGAGAGAGAGAGAGAGAGAGAGAGAGAGAGAGAGAGAGAGAGAGUGAGUGUCGCGUGUGAGUGCGUGUGUGGGUGUGCGCGCGUGUCGUGAUGGCAUCUGUGCCUAAUGUGUCAUAUCUAUGUUACUGAAAUGUAGUUUCUCUGCAAUAUUUUGUUUCCUAUUUGUGAUAUCAUAAUUUAUAAUCUUAUUUUACCUGUUACAGUAUUAAAAAUGGACUAUUCACUGUAUGUGUUAAGUAUUGUGUAAAACUGAUUACAGUGAAAAGUGCAACAGCAAGGAAUUUAUUAGAUAACACAUUAGUGAAGGUAUUUAGUACCUGCACUACAACAUGGUACAAAUUUUAUUUUUAUGUGUUACGGUACAAAUUUUGUGUUACAUAUUUACAAAGUUAUCAUUUCUUUGUGGUUGAACAAUAUUCACCAUAAUUUGAAACGUGAUUUUGCAUGUUGAAAUUUAUUAAUGUUGAUUUACAUUCCAACUAUUACAAGGUAUGGGAAACAUGUUGCUUCUGUUCAGUUUCCAUGAUUCAGCCCAGAAUAUGUCUAGAUGUUUCUCCUGAUUGUAAGUCUUUCAAGCCCACCAAGAGUUAUGGGCUACUUGAGAUGCACAGCCAUGCUGUCAUAUGGAUGAGGGGACCCACACUGAUACCAAAUGGAUAUUUCAGACAAUGUUAAAUACUGUGUGUUCUUUUGUACUAUGUAGUCCAGGAAAGAGAAAUUUUCUGAGAUUCGGUAAACACAUGGAUGCACAUGAAGAUUUAUCAAAACCUGUAGAAGACUGGUAUGCCAAAUGUUUAUUGUGAAGGAAUUAACAUGUCUAAGUUACUAGCAAAUGUUGUAUGCGUAAUUCUGAUAAUUUUCCCUGGUAUACCAGUAGACUAAAGUUUGGAAAUGCAAGUUUAGGUAGAAUACAAAAAAUUAUGACACACUGAAAGUAAUAACUGGUUUUAAGCUCAUCAGCAUCAUAGAGCAAACUCUGAAUAUGGAGGUCUUUAAUUAAGAAAUCAGUUUUUUUUAGAUUUGGAAGGGUGGUGGAGUGGGUGUGGGGGGUAGAAAUAUAAAAAAUAAGCUGAGGAAUGUGGCAGAUGAACAAACAAAAUCAUUUACUUAAUGGUCAUGUGUUCUCUAAGAAAAUUGCAAAUCAACCUGCCUCUGCAUAACUUGCUGCUUUCUCUUAAUUUCUUAGUUAUGUUUGGUUUGUCUUCUGUUUUUAUUUCAUGCCUCUUUCCUGUUUGUAGUUUGCAUUCAGUUGACACAUGGAUGGACAUGAAGAUCGAUCAAAAUAAUUUGAUAUACUUAAUACAUAGCUGCUGAAGCCUACUUUGCCAAAGAUUUGUUUGGAGGAAUUUGCAUGUAUAAUUUUCUGCAUAAUGUUCUGAGGCUAAUUCUGAUGAUUUUUCCCGAUGUACUAAUAGGCAAAAAAUUGAAAUUCCAGCUAAGAAUUUAUUAAAGAAAUGUUAUAAGACACACAGAAAGUAAUUAUUCUUGCUAUCUUCAUCUUCAGCAUCAGAAAACAAAUUCUGACUAUGAAGAUCUGUAACUAAGAAAUGUAUUUCUUGUUGAUUUGGAUGGAUAAUGGAAAAACAGUGGAGGUGGUGUGGUUGAUGUGGAAAGAAGCUAGCUGAGAAAUUGUGGGAAAUCAAACAAAACACUUACUUAAUAGGCAUGUGUUUUCCGAGUAAGCUACUGGUGUAUCUGCCUAACUAGCUCCCUUUUCUUAGUUUCUUUGUGAUGUUCAGUUUGUCUUCUGCUUUUACUACAUGUCUUUGUCCUGUUCUUAGUUUUUCCUCACUUUAACUUUCCUGUUUGCCACCUUUUCUACCUGCCUUCACUAAUAUUAUUUUCCCCUCUUCCAAAGAAAGUUUUUCUUGACCUGACACUAAGUAAUAGCAUUGACUUUUGCUACCACAUUCUUUAUUGCAUUUCAGGCAGUGCAUUUGUAUAUCCUUAAUUUAGAUCUUCCAAAGAGCUUACAGUAAAUGGUUAUUUUUGCUGUUUACUAUUAUAAGACUGUUAACUGGCAAGUAGGGAAAAUCUGUGUAUGAUAUGUUAGUUAACUUAAUAUGAAGCAAGAGUUCUGUGAUUUUCUUCUAUGUGCAUGUGUUUGGCUUGUCACAUGGGAACAUACAACAGUUUCUUCUAUUUUAUGUGUGUUAUGUAAAAUUUAUGUAGUCAGUUGUACCUGUUUCAGUAUUAAAAUGAAGAUAUUUCUGUGUAACACGAGAAAAAAAAAAAAAAAAAGAAAAGAAAAAAGAAAAAGCAAACAUGGUUAUGACUAUAGUAAGGAAAAGUGAUGUACUCAUGAGAAGACUGAGUUUAUGUGUAAGCUGGGCAUAAAUGUCUAGGGCCAUAGCAAAAGUUGGAAACCCAAACAGUCCUGUUAACGUUACGUUAUCAGGAAAUGUCAAAUUUGCCAGAAUACCAGAAUAAUUAUACCAUCUUGUAAUGUCAGCAACGGAAGAUUUAUUCUGUAUUUAGCUUUCAGAUACAAGAUGUAAUUGUGUGUUGUCUAAAGUAAAACCAGUUUUUUGCUCUUCAUGCAAAACUUUCCUUCAGUAUCAUACUGUGUCCAUGAUGUCUGUAGUGUACAUUGAUGUGUAGAUACACUUGUUCUUUUACUCAGUGAUCCUGUCUUUAAGUUUGAUGAUUUGUUUUUAGAUCAUUUACAUACCGAAAUGAAAAGAAAUGCUACUGUAAUAUGCUCUUUCUUUUUUUCCUUUUUUUUUCUUCCCUUUUUAAGAACAUACAAGGUAGUGUUAGGAACUGAAUAUUUACCCUGUGUUUAACUGUAAAAUACGAGAUAUACAUGUUGUGUGUUAAAAGUAAAACCCAGUUUCAUAAUGAAUUGUUGCUUGUCAUGCAUAGCUUUCCGUCAGGAUCAUAUUGUGUUUAUGAUAUCUGUAGUGUACAUUGGUGUGUAGAUAAGCUUGCUCUCUUAUUAAACUGAUCCUGUCCUACAUUUCAUGAUUUGUUUUUUUAAACUGUUUAAUGUACGGAAAUGAAAAUGAAUGUGACAGUAAUAUAUUCUUUUCUUAACUGACAGUCAUGCUUUGUUUAAAGAACAUACAAGAUAAUGUUAGCAACUGAAUAUUUACUCUGUGUUUAGCUGUCAGAUACAAGAUGUAAUUGUGUGUUGUCUAAAGUAAAACCAGUUUUUUGCUCUUCAUGCAAAACUUUCCUUCAGUAUCAUAUUGUGCCCAUGAUGUCUGUAGUGUACAUUGGUGUGUAGAUAAGCUUGUUCUAUUAUUCAUGUGAUCCUGCCAUAUGUUUCAUGAUUUGUUUUCAGACUGUUUAACCUACUGAAAUUAAGAGGAAUUUGACAGUAAUAUGCCCUUUUCUGUGCUGACAGUCAUGGUUCUUUUUUUUUUUUUUUAAAAAAAAAAAGAACAUACAAGGUAAUUUCAGCAACUGAAUAUUUACUCUGUGUUUAGUUGUCAGAUACAAGAGAUAAAUGUUUUGUUAUGUGUCAAAAGUGAAACCCAUUUUUGUAAUGAAUUGUUGCUCUCCAUGCAAAACUGUUCUUCAGGAUCACACUGUGUCUAUGAUGUCUGUAGUGUACAUUGGUGUGUAGAUAAGCUUGUUCUUUUAUUCAAAUGAUCCUGUCCUAAGUUUUGUGAUUUGUUUUUACACUGUUGUCUUCAUUGGCUGUUGUUUUAAGCUAUUUGCAAUUUAUGAUAUGAUGCUUUGUCUGGCAUAAUGGCCAUAUACAUCAUUAUAUUGUCUGUACGUGUUUUAUUAAAUGUCUAUAACCUAUCGAAAUAAAAGGAA